AUGGUGGGACCUGGAUUUCGUGAUGACCAUAUUCUCUUGAUCGCGCCUGGGUCAAAGUUUACAUUGGCUCAAUUGGGUCUACCCGAGUCGUUUACGCCUGCAAAAUUGCGAUUCCCGACGCGGAUGUUCCCCGGGUUGGAGGAGGGGCAAUAUUUACCAAACAAAGUCCAUGAGCUUAAGGAAGGAGAAGAGAUGCUGCUUCGCAAUGGCGAGGUCAUGACAGCAGGACCAAAUGGAAAGCCAGUCAAGAAGCGAAAAGUUGAUUCCGCAUCGAAACCGAGCACGACAACCCAGGCGGCUGCCGGUGAGGCCGCAAAGCCUACUGAUGGUAAAGGCGACACUACUAUGGCCGAUGCUGCGGAUGAUCGCGAGGAGAACGAAGAUGAAGGAGGAGAUGACGACGAGGAGAUGAAUGGAACAAAGGAGGAAGGCACAAACUCGAAACUGUUCUACGAAGAUGAUGACGACGAGGAAGGAGCGGUAUGGUGCCUAGAACAGGGCCGUAUUGCUAAUUGGGAGGCUUUCUUUGCUUUGUUGUUACAUAUUCACGAGACGCUCAACCCGACCUUCCAUACACCCAUCCUCAUGAUCUCGCAGCCCUGUUGGACUUGUACAGAUAAAGAAAGAAUCUGCCAGUUCAUCUUUGAAAAGCUGAAGACACCGGGUUUCGGGAUGAUGGACGCUGCAGCUGCAAUUAAUGCCGCUUACAAUGUCCAGCAUUCACUCGUCAUUGAUGUCGGAUAUGAUAAAACCGACAUCACAGCCCUAAUAGAUUGGAACAUUCAGGAAGUCAACCGAACAACGAUUCCGUUUGGGGGGAACUCAAUGAACAAACAUCUCCACAAGCUACUACCAGACCUGACAGAAGAAGAAAUCGAUCAGUUGAAGCGAAGCAAUAUCUGCGAAAUACUCCCACACGGAGUUCCUAUUCCUGGAGAAGAAGAUAUAGAUAAGGAUGAAGUUUUGCGGCCAGUUGAACCUACUACAAUCGGGAUGGGUGGCAUCGCACAACCUAAGGCGUUGGACGAGGAAGGGGAUGAAGAGGAGGAAGAGGGUGUUACAAACAUCGCUGCAAUCGUUGCUAGUGGUAAAACACAAGAGUAUCUCGCUAAGAAAGAGAAAGAAAAGGCAGACAAGAGAGCAGGACUUGCUGCUGGUGAAAAAAGGCUCCCUAACUAUAAAAGAGAAAAGAAUUCGUUCUUAUAUGUCGAGAAGGUCCAUGAUUCAGUUAUGGAAGACGGUAAAACUGAUCAUCCAACCGAGAUACUUGAUGGUGAACGAAUGGAUGUUGAUGUCGCUCCUCCUACAACGGAAGAGCCAAAGCCCGUUGAAGAAUCCUCUGUCACGAGUGGAAUUGAUGGUCCUCUGCCAGCUUCUUCUGAAGAGAAGCAACCCGAGGCCACAAAAUUAGAUACGGAGAGCUCAAAAGUCGCACCCGACGCAGACCCAAGCAAAGGAGGGCCGUCGCUCAUGGAAUCUAUGUUCUCAGGCACAAAAGACGAUGAUGAUGCUAAGCGAGCCCAGGAAAAGGCUCUGCGAAGAGAGGAGAAAAAGAGACAAGAGGCAGCCCAGUCUGGAGAGAGGAGAAAGGAAAUCGAGGUCGGAACUGAACGAUUCAAGGCAGCGGAAGGCGGUAUUUUAGAAGCUAUUGCCGACGCUGCACAUCGCGUAGUUAGCAGCGCCGACAACUACAACCUGCGUUCUGAAUGCUGGAAUUCUGUCAUCAUCGCAGGUGGCGGAUGUCGUGUUAAAGGCUUCAAAGAUGCCCUGCUCAACACCAUAGUCACGAAAUACCAAGUUUCACCCUCUUCUGGGACCAUCUUCACAUCUGAGCUUCCUUCCAACAUUCCCACGCCGUCUGGAACUGGCACUAAUACGCCCCAGCCGUCCGCAUUCAACUCACAGCAACCGAAUGCCCUCCUGCUACAGGCCGCAGCCAAUAACGCAGCGCUCGCCGCGGCCGGCCAACACCACUUAUCCAUUCCUCAGCCUAAUCAAGGCCCCACCUCGAUCAAAAUCGCAAAGAUUCCGGAAUAUUUCCCCGAGUGGAAAGAUCAUGGAUUCGAUGAGUGUAUGUUCCUUGGCGCACAACUGGGCGCUAAGAUAUACUUUGUCACAGAUCAAGGAGCCAAUAAAGGUUUUGUCACACGCGCAGAUUACAACUCCCAAGGACCUCAAGCCAUCCACAAUAUUUAG
Molecule: messenger RNA, 2196 nt
Organism: Orbilia oligospora ATCC 24927
Lineage: Eukaryota; Fungi; Ascomycota; Orbiliomycetes; Orbiliales; Orbiliaceae
Exons: 3
Coding region: 1-2196 (731 amino acids)
Source: RefSeq, a predicted model, not a curated record